Messenger RNA from Spodoptera littoralis (African cotton leafworm), 312 nucleotides. The record is from the annotation of a GenBank genome assembly. NCBI's taxonomy places the organism in Eukaryota, Metazoa, Arthropoda, Insecta, Lepidoptera, Noctuidae.
AUGCCCUGGAGUUGUCCGUGGUCGCGCGACCGCCAGCAACCACUAGCGGUCAGUCCGCCACAGCAUCUGCUGUUGCAGGUUACCUUGGCAGGUAGUAAAGUUAACGGUAGAAUGCUAAUGUGUAGAGGCGAGUUCGUAGCAUUGUCGCAUGAACUCAUGUACGUAGGGCCUAGCUUCCCAAAGGUUGUGCAACUGUGGGACGCGGGUAUACACCGCCCACGGGCCGGCGCCGGCGACAGCGCCGUCACUGUACCCGGCCGCCUCUCUAAGCAAAUAUCUCCAGACAAGUUCAUUGUCGACCAAUUCGAAUAA